AUGUCAACAGCCGAAGGCCAAAAGCGCACAGCAGACUUCUCACCCACCACACCAACCAACCCCAAUCCUCCUCCUCAGAACACCACCGCACCACACAUUUUACGCCGACACCAGCACCGCCGUCGCAACAUCGCCGCCAGCGUCUGGGGCCCCGAACUUCCUCCACCCCCAUCCACACCCGGCAUCUCCCAACCAGCAUCACGCGCGACCUCCUCAAUCUUCCGUAAACCGCCCUUCAACAUCUACAAAUCGCUCCUCCGCCACCCCAACCUGUUCUUCCAAUUCUGUAUCCGCCUUCCCUAUACCAGCAUAAUCUCGCUGUACAGCAUUGACAAAGAAUUCCACUACCGGCUCAACAAAUACAGCCUCAGCCUAAUCCACGACUACGCGCGCUACCAUGCCCUCCUCGCGAGUCAUGUGUUCAGCUGGGUGCUAUUCCCGAAGUUAUGUAUCAGCGACCCCAUGUUGCGGCCGAUGGAUGGGCGGGAGUGGUUGGCGCGCGACGUCCCGGGGUUCCGGUGGGUGGGUAUGGUAUUACACCGACAGAAGGUUGUACGCGGAAUUCUGACGUGUCUGGCGGUCGAGGGGUUGAGAGUGCCGAACAAGGCGUUUGAGGUGCUGUGCAAGUUUUGGUGUGUUAUGGAGUGCAAGAGCGUCGCGCUGAGGGAGGCGUUCCUGCAAGAUGGGGAUAUCUGGUCUGACCAGGAGAUCUUGGUCUUUCAGCUCCUGCUCGUGAAGCUGGAUAUGCGGUUCUCAGAUCCGGUGCUAGGGAAUGGGGUUGGAGAGUUGAGUCAUAUGCUGUUGACGCAGAAGGGGCUGGGGAUACUAUACAAAGUCUUGAUGGGGCAGAUAAGGAUCGACUACGACAAAGCAACAGAUAUCCUGGUCCGCACCUACCUGAGCGAGGAUCUCGACACUGACACGCACACCUGGCUUGACGACGAGAUAGACAAUGGUGUCCCAGAGGAAGAAUGGGGGCUACUUUCCAGAGAAGGGUGGCAUAUGGACGGGAAGAGGAUGGACAGUGCGGUUGACAUGGUGAUUAUGGAGGGUAUCAGAAGAGGACUGGAUGUACAGAGGUACUACCUUGACUUCGUCCUAUAUGGAUUCGUUGAUGGAGACGGAAACAAUGUACCAGUGCCACGGAUGCUCAGACAGGGAAACGGUGUGAACGUGGUCGAGGUUGGUUUGCCGAACGAGCAGGCGAGAAAGCAAGCCCUUGGGAAGUUGAGAGAAUUUGCAGGGCUCUCAUGUAUUGAUGGAAUGGAGGUCGAUACUCAGUCGUGA
This is a messenger RNA of Macroventuria anomochaeta, 1287 nucleotides long. RefSeq lists its product as uncharacterized. The transcript has a single exon. Lineage: Eukaryota; Fungi; Ascomycota; Dothideomycetes; Pleosporales; Didymellaceae. Bases 1 to 1287 code for a protein of 428 amino acids. The record is from RefSeq and is a predicted model, not a curated record.